Messenger RNA from Gossypium raimondii (Peruvian cotton), 1458 nucleotides. Its product is annotated as transcription factor Pur-alpha 1. Gene Ontology annotation, cellular component: nucleus. The transcript is spliced from 4 exons. Lineage: Eukaryota; Viridiplantae; Streptophyta; Magnoliopsida; Malvales; Malvaceae. Gene Ontology annotation, molecular function: DNA-binding transcription factor activity, RNA polymerase II-specific; RNA polymerase II transcription regulatory region sequence-specific DNA binding; purine-rich negative regulatory element binding. The coding region runs from base 234 to 1091 and encodes 285 amino acids. The record is from RefSeq and is a predicted model, not a curated record. Gene Ontology annotation, biological process: regulation of transcription by RNA polymerase II.
UCAAAUCCGUCACCAUCAUCAAUAAGUCUGGUUCGUUCAAACCCAAAACCUAACAAACAUAAUCAAAAUCCCUGCCUGCUACUGCUUAAUGUAAUAGAAAGUAAAGGGAUUGUAGGGGGGGGUUUUCGUUUUCAUCUAAAAAGAAUUGGGAUCUAGCUUAGGCAUUUUGCUUUCCCGUUUAUUUUUUGUAGCAGCUGGUGCCGAGUUUUGAUAGGCUGUUGGUAAAAAAAAAAAUGGAAGGGAAUUCAGGAGGCGGCGGAGCUGACAGAGGAGGAAACGACGUGGAACUGCUUUGCAAAACUCUUCAGGUGGAACACAAGCUUUUCUACUUCGAUCUCAAGGAGAACCCACGCGGUCGUUAUUUGAAAAUCUCGGAAAAGACAUCGGCUACCAGGUCCACCAUCAUUGUCCCCUCCUCUGGCAUAUCCUGGUUCCUCGACCUUUUCAAUUAUUACGUAAACUCCGACGACAACGACCUCUUCAGCAAGGAAUUGCAGCUCGACACUAAGGUCUUUUACUUUGACAUUGGCGAGAAUCGCAGGGGUCGUUUUUUGAAGGUAUCUGAAGCAUCUGUCAGCAGGAACCGCAGUACCAUUAUUGUGCCAGCAGGAAGUACCAGAGAUGAAGGGUGGGCAGCAUUUAGGAACAUAUUGGCAGAUAUCAAUGAGGCAUCAAGACUCUUUGUAUUGCCCAAUCAGCAAAGCUCGGAACCAUCGGAACGUCUUGUUGGGCUCUCAGAUGAUGUAGGGGCUGGAUUCAUAUCUGGACACAGCCAGGCUGCCUCAACUUCUGAAUUGAAAGUGGACAGAUCAGUGGAGUUGCCAACACAGGAUGAAAUUGGUAACAUGGGGGUUUCAAAGGUGAUCCGAGCUGAUCAGAAGAGAUUUUUCUUUGAUCUUGGGAGCAACAACAGAGGACAUUUCUUGAGGAUAUCAGAAGUUGCAGGUUCUGACCGGUCUUCUAUCAUUCUCCCACUGUCAGGGUUAAAGCAGUUCCACGAAAUAGUGGGUCAUUUUGUGGAGAUUACAAAGGAUCGCAUUGAAGGAAUGAGCGGCGCAAAUGUUAGAACCGUGGAUCCACCUCAAAGGUGAAUGGCAUUGCCAGCGGGAACAUGGUGUGAAUUGGGUGAAAUAAAUAAUUGUGAUUCUGUCAAAGUUUGCUUCGAACCCUGUAAUAGUUGUUUGAUAAGUGGUGAUUGUCUGUUCUCAUUCAAGCCUCAAAAUAAUCCCCAUUUUAUCUGUUUGAUCAACAUAGAUAUGGUGUGUGAAGUUUAGUUUCAUAGGAAUAACGGACACCAUUUGGAUGAUUAUAAUUUGUCAGUUUGAUAGUGUGGCAGGCACCUUCAUUACCUUGCUGAUAAUAAGCUUAUUUCAUGUGUAAUUUUCAUUUUCAGGACGGAAUGUUUAUUUCACUUUUUAAACAAAAAUUGCUUGGACUGGUUGCCUCUUGGGUUUCUAA